AUGAUGCGUCCACGGCCUGCGUCUUCCUUGCAGAAGACGUACGACGAUUGCUAUCUCGCGUGCUCCACCGCCGUGUACUUUGAGGGCCAAAACAAUGAGGAGGAAGCAUUGCGGUCCUGGAGAUCUGCCCUCGAGACUAUCUAUCAUCACAAUGCCCGCCGUGUGCCCUCAAACUAUACUCCGAAAUCCGAAACAGAGAAAGCCCUGCAGGACUCCAUUCGGGCGCUAGAGGUUCAAUGCCGAGAACGGGUCGAUCUACUAAGUGCUCUCCAAGCAAGCAGGAAAGAAUCUGCAGAGACAAAUGGCAAUAAAGAGAAGGCUACUCUAGUCAAGGGCAAAUCUGUCCCCAGCAUACCUUCCCCGUCACCUUCGAACACUCCUGGAUGGAUCGGAGAUGGAACAAUUCCUGCCGUGGGCUACACCGACCUUUCCAAACCAGCCACCAUACCUGGCCGCCAUGGGCUGCCGACGAAACAAAUUCAUGGUUCGCCGCCACUUAAUGAUGAUGCUGGUCCAGCGACCCUAUCGGCGGCUAGUACACCUGCACUGCGUGUGAACUCCAACUCUUCGGACAAAGCGAAGUCGCGUGGCUCCAGCCCCGAGCGCCGGAAACCCAUGUUGACAACUCUGCGCAGCAGUGACGCCAAGAAGAAUGGCAAGAAAGUCAAGGUAGCAUCAAAAAAGAAGGAUAUGAGGCCUGCUGCCUCCACGGCUGCGGGUCUAGCAUGGGGUAGCAUCUAUCGCCCUUCAUUGGGCGAGAAGCCUGUGAGCGAUGCGGCUCUGGUGUCAUCCCGGCAAAGCGCCGCUGCCCAUGAUCUCAGUUUCCGCCGAGAGUUAGAACCAAGACCUAGUUCUAGGGAUGAGUCUCGGCAGGCGAGAACUCGCAGCCCCCGAGACCACCUAACCGGGGACUCAAGUCCUGCUGCCCGUUUCCGAGAGCCUGCUCGUUCGUCUCCGAAGAGGUCCUCCCCUAGACCACCUACUCAGUCUCCUAGUGCGCUGCCACCGCGGGUGUCUCGACCUCCACUUGGCAGCCCCAAACUACAACAUCCUCCUCAUUCAAUGUCCAUGCCGAACCCGGAUGACUUCACGACACCUAAACCAUCCAUCAAACCCAAGCCCGUGGCCUUGCGAUCUUCCCAUGAACCGACAAGCCAGCCAAUGCAAACCACCAAGUCCGAGAAUACUUCAAAUAGUUCUCGGAAUCUGACGCCUCGGCUUGGCCGUCAAUUAAGUUCUUCCAUCGAUAUGCCGCGGACAAGCUCUGCGCCUAGAUCUCCCAAGAUUGGGGAAAGGGCCCGCGGUUCUCCAUCAUCCGCUAGCGGGGACGAUCUUCAUCGCGGUGUCGACCGGCUCGCUAUAUCUCAAAAGAAUAGUCCAAUACGGCGCAAAGCCCCACCAGUCCAACAGCGAGAGACACCAUUGUCAAGCGACCAUGAGUCUUCAGAUCAACCGACCAUAGCAAGCGAGACAGGGGACGAAGAUGAGGAAGAAGACAGUGAAACCUUGAAGAUCAUGGAAAAAUUGCCUAGGGGUGUGGAUCCCCAGUCAGCAAAGCAAAUCCUGAACGACAUCGUAGUACGCGGUGACGAAGUGCACUGGGACGACAUAGCAGGAUUAGAAGGAGCCAAAAAGGCCCUCAAAGAAGCUGUAGUCUACCCGUUCCUCCGUCCGGACCUCUUCUCUGGUCUCCGUGAGCCAGCUCGCGGAAUGCUCCUCUUCGGCCCCCCAGGCACAGGCAAAACCAUGCUCGCACGAGCAGUAGCCACAGAAUCAAAGUCAACCUUCUUCUCCAUCUCCGCCUCCAGUUUAACAUCCAAAUGGCAUGGUGAAAGCGAGAAGCUCGUGCGCGCCCUUUUCGGGCUCGCCAAAGCCCUCGCUCCAUCCAUCAUCUUCGUCGACGAGAUCGACUCCCUCCUUUCUGCUCGAUCAUCCGGCUCAGAGCACGAGGCCUCCCGCCGCUCCAAGACUGAAUUCCUGGUUCAAUGGUCUGAUCUCCAGCGUGCAGCUGCUGGCCGCGAACAAACAAGUCGCGAGAAGAAAGAAGGCGAUGCUAGUCGUGUACUCGUUUUAGCGGCGACCAAUAUGCCUUGGGAUAUCGACGAGGCUGCACGUCGCCGCUUCGUCCGUCGCCAGUACAUCCCCUUGCCGGAACACCAUGUUCGCGAGCAGCAGAUACGCAAGCUUCUCAGUCACCAGCACCACGAGCUAAGCGAUGCUGAUAUCCAGGUCUUGGUACAGGUGACAGAAGGCUUCUCCGGUUCAGACAUCACAGCGCUUGCCAAAGAUGCGGCCAUGGGUCCCCUACGCAAUCUGGGUGAGGCCCUGCUACAUACACCCAUGGACCAGAUCCGUGCCAUUAUAUUCCAAGAUUUCGAAGCAAGUUUGUAUUCCAUUCGACCUAGUGUAUCCACCGAUGGACUCAAGAAAUAUGAAGACUGGGCUAAAGAAUUUGGUGAGCGUGGCGGAUAG
Messenger RNA from Penicillium robsamsonii, 2472 nucleotides. RefSeq lists its product as uncharacterized. The record is from RefSeq and is a predicted model, not a curated record. Gene Ontology annotation, molecular function: ATP binding; ATP hydrolysis activity. NCBI's taxonomy places the organism in Eukaryota, Fungi, Ascomycota, Eurotiomycetes, Eurotiales, Aspergillaceae. The transcript has 3 exons. Bases 1 to 2472 code for a protein of 823 amino acids.